AUGGCAACAUUUAAUAGUGUGAAUAGUUAUCUCUUUGCAAACCCAUUAUGUCCAAAAUCUAUUUUUUGGACAAAUUUAAUACUUCUGGGUUUCAAUCCUUCGGUUCAUGCAACCGGCUCAUACUCAACCAUAGAUUUUAAUAAAGACAUGUUCGCGAAAGGACAAAGCUCUGUGAAAGCUAUGGAACUAAUAGUUUGGUUUUUAUUUAAUGAUUUGGACAGUACAUUGACAAAGGAUAGAUUCUUUGACUGUUGGCCAGUUCUUACUCCUGCACAUUCAGCAAAAUUUCGCAACAUCGCUUACAAGUGGUUGGAACAAUUGAAAAAGGAAGGGUGUUUAGGGUACACGGAUAUCAUAUUAAGACGAAGUGCGUUUGAUGAGUGUCAAGGUGAAAGGUUCGAACGCGUUAUAAUGGCAUUUUCGAAUUAUGUUGUCAAAAUAUCUCUUGAUAGAGAAUAUCAAAAUUAUUGCCAAGUUUCUCCGAUUAAUUUUAAGAUUUUAAAAGAAUCAUCAGCGGAUUUACUUAAAGUAAUAUUAAAGAUUCAUAUAAAAAUACAAACGGAUAAAUUUGUGAUUGGAACACGAGAACGAUUAGCUUGCCAUGAACAUUGGAAAGAUUUAGCUAAUAAUUUAUCUGAACGUUUACGUAAUGUCACGGAAAAAAACAAUCAAUUGGAGCGAGAAAUAUCUGGAUUUUAUAAAGGAAAAUACUUGUUUGAAACAUUUGAUAAUUUAUCAAUAGAACAACUUUCUUCAAUAAGAUCUCAGAAACUAGAGAGUGCCCGUUCAGCAUGGAAUUCAUGCUUAUAUUGGAUUAGGGAUAACCAAAAAUUUACUGAUGGACAAGAAUUAUUAUUGGAAGUUCCCGAAAUUAUGAUAACUAUGUGGGAAAAAGCUUUUCAAAAAGAACAAAUCAAUCCUUUUCAGGGAGGAAAAAAAGAUCUUAGAUCUUUAUUAAAAUUAUGGAAAUUUUCUCUACAAACUUUAAGUAAUCAAUUUUUUAAACCAUCAGCGAUUAAAAAUCAAGAGUUAAGUGCCAAUAAAUAUGAUAAGUUCAAAAAUGGGAAUCUAUCUUGUACUUUAAAUAAACUUGAAGAAUAUCUGCCAGAACAACAGGAACAGAUUAGAAGUCUUUAUUCACUUAAAAAUUUAUUGCGUACUCGUUUAAGUGGAAUAAAUGAAUCGAUUAAGUCAUUACAUGAAGUUGAGGAUCUUG
Funneliformis caledonium is the source of this 1216-nucleotide messenger RNA. The record is from the annotation of a GenBank genome assembly. NCBI's taxonomy places the organism in Eukaryota, Fungi, Glomeromycota, Glomeromycetes, Glomerales, Glomeraceae.